This is a messenger RNA of Durusdinium trenchii, 873 nucleotides long. Lineage: Eukaryota; Dinophyceae; Suessiales; Symbiodiniaceae. The record is from the annotation of a GenBank genome assembly.
AUGGAGCGCAAGCGCCUUCGAUCAGAAGAAGCCAAUGAGGCUCGCCACGAGGACAUAGCUGCAAGGGUAGAAGCAGCAGUCCAAGGCAAGCAGGAGGAGCGUUUCCUCAAGAUGUCCGACCGUGAGGAAGACACCGACAUGACCCUUGACACAAUGGAGGCACUCUAUAUUGGGCAGGCACGGAGUACUUGGAAAACAGUUCCUUUUGGAAAGAGCGCGUUUGAUUGGCAGAUGUAUGCAAGUUUGAUCGAGGAGGUGAAGCCGCGGACUAUUGUUGAUAUUGGCUCCUGGGCUGGUGGAAGUGCGCUCUUCUUCGCCGAUUUUGCAGAGAUGCUCGUGGGGGAGAAGUUUCAAACAGUGGUGAGUUUGGACAUUACGCUCCGAAAUGUCAGACACAGAGCCCGGCAGCAUCCAAAGAUCCAAUUUCACGAGUGCAGCACGGAGUGCUUCAAGGAUCUUUUUACCGAUGAGUUUGCAGCCCGACUUCCUCACCCUUGGUUGGUAUCUGAAGAUGCACAUCAUCAUUUUGAUAUGGUAAUGGAACGCUUGAACGUGCUACUCCAACCCGGGGAUUACCUGGUGGUGGAAGAUACUAGCACGCAAAUGCAAGACUGGUUUGCCCAGUGCAACGACGGCACUGAAGAAGAUGGCCAAGCAGCGAAACAGAGCCAAACGGCGGAAGCAAUUCAUCAAUUGCGGAAGAAGAAGGAGAUCCUCCAGCGAUAUUGUGCCUUUCCAACAACUUUGUGGGAGCAACUAUUAGCCAGGGGCAGGAAAUCAUGUAAACCUCAUCAUCAUCAUCAUCAGACAUCACUCCAAAGAGAGGAGCAAUGGCAUGCAAGGAGGCAUGCAUUCAGAGAAGUAUCGCUGUGA